AGGCGGCCCCGCCCCUCUAGGGGCUUCCCGAACCGUGCCCUGAGUUCAUUUCCUGCUCUACCUCCACCAGUUGACCUUGACCACUGCCCACCCCCAAACUCCAGAUUCCUGGAUCCGUACCUCGGCCUCCAGGGGCCUAUCCUACCCCACCAGUCUCACCCGGGGCGUCGGAGGGCGAAGGAGAGAUGUGGCAUCUGCUGGCUGAGGAGGGGAGCAGGGCUGGGCCCCGCGGGCGGCAGUUUGGUGGGGGUGAGGGUCACUCGCGUCUUCAUCCAGGGCAGGUGCUGGCUCUGGUGCUGGUGGCCGCCCUGUGGGGUGGCACACAGCCGCUGCUGAAGCGGGCCUCCUCCCGCCUGCAGCAAGUUCAUGAGCGGACCUGGGCCCGGCAGUUGCUGCAGGAGAUGAAGACCCUCUUCUUGAACACUGAGUACUUGAUGCCCUUUUUCCUCAACCAGUGUGGCUCCCUUCUCUACUACCUCACCUUGGCCUCAACAGAUCUGACCCUGGCUGUACCCGUCAGUAACUCCCUGGCCAUCAUCUUCACACUGAUUGUUGGGAAGAUCCUUGGAGAAGAUAUUGGUGGAAAAGGUCCGCCAGGUCCGUGACGGGGUGUCCGUGACAAGGCGUAUAGAGGGCCCGCACAGCCACUGGGGCCUGCACAGCUGAUGUCACCUCGCAGAGGAAGGCCUCCAGGGUGGGAAAGCGGCGUUGACUCACCACCAGCUGGUGGCCUGGGGAGAAGGGGUCUCCAUUCCGGUACACCACUAUCCUCUUGGCUGCUGGAUUGCCACCACCGGCCAUAGUGUGUCCUCGGCAAGAGACGCAGGGCUGUUGCCAGGCAACUAAGGCAGGCUGGGAGCAGUGCCAAUCAGAGGUGGAGCCCUGCACCCUCACCCAGGAAGGUGGAGAGAGACUGUGCAGGAGCAUCUGUCUGUGCCCAGGGCCUCACCCAGCCUGCCCUCGGUGGGGCCUCACGAGAGUAGGGUGGAUCUGAUCGCUAUACGGAAAGGGGAGACCAGGGGGCUCAGUGAGAGAGGCAGUGGCAGAGACUGCACUGAAACCCAGAUGUCCCCAUACUGGAUAGGGGGACACGCUCUCAGAGGCUCUCUGCCACUCUGUAGCCCAAGGGCUGAGCUCAAAGGUGGAUCAGCUUUGGGGACUGUUCGUAAGGAUGGCCUGUCUGGCCCUGGACUGUGGUUCCUGGCCAGCCCUGGGGAAGAUGCCCCAUGCCAGCAAGAAAGGAACAGGUGGGCCCAGUGACUGUCCUACACAGAGGCAGAAGAUGAAUACCGACAGGUGCAGAAUCCAAGAAAAUCCUUUAUUCGUCACCAGGCUCCCCGCUUACCCCAGGUAACUCCCUGCCCCUAAAUUUGGAGUAAGCCACAGGCAGAGGAUGAAAGAGUGUCCUUCGUCCUCCCCUCCCUCUACGGGCACCCAGCUCUUUGCUCCAGCUUCUCUUGGUCCCAUAGCCACCAAUGGCCAAGGGCAGGAGGUACAGCUAGUACCAGGGAGCAAGGGUAAGGCCCUGGCUCCCCAGGGUCUAGCCUGAUGGUCCUGUUUUCCAUGGCUUGUCCAUCCAGUGGUCCUCUCCUGUGUGGGCAGACUCUGCCAAAGACAGUUUCUUAGGUGGUCUCAGUCACCAUGGUACAGGCCUCUGGUUUUUCCACUGUUCAUGGUUAGGUUCACUGGAGAUUCUCUCCCAGGAGCUUUUCUCACUAGGGAUCUGGCCCUUGGGUGGUUUAGUCUUCCAGAGGUCCUGGCCACCAGGCUCUGCCCAGGUCUCAUCCCAGAUGCCACUACGGUCCUCUGAGAGGUCCAACUCUCGGGGCCUGGCUCUUUGGCAUUUAGGUUCUUUGCGUUCUGGCUUUCUGGGAGACUUAUCCUCAACAUCUUGGUCAUCACAGUGUGUGGCGACCUGCAUCCUAGCUUUUGCAGAACAGCAGCCCCUAGGUUUAAGGCCUUGGGGGAUCUGGUCCUCCAGGACUCUCGUCAGCCGCAGGCUGGGCCCUCCGAAGGGUGGUCCUCCACGGCGUGGCUCUCCAGUGAGCCUGGCCUCUGAGGCCUGGUUAUCGGAUGGCGUGGAGAGCUGUGAUCCAGCCCUCCUACUCCACAGAUCCCUGCACUUGACCCCAGCCGUGGUUUUGGCUGUAGUGGCCAGGCUUUCCAGGCACUUGUGGGGCUGUGACUUCAGCCUCCAGCAGGCGUUAUCCACAUGGUCUGGCCCUUCAGUGGUCCUGUCUCUGUAGGACUUGUCUUUUGGUGGCAGGCUUGUCUGGGACCCAGCCCUGUCACAGGUCUGGGCCCUGUGGUCUGGGCACAGGCUGGGCUCGUCUCUCAUCUGGCUCGCCUCUGGGGAUGUCAGUGUCUGUUUGAGAAUUAGGUACUGUUGGGGAAGAGAAAAGACACUGUACACACAGGACUGCCUGAGCAGAGCAGGAGGCUUUUCCCUAAGCCCUUCCCUUGGCCCUAAAUGUGCAGAAAAGGCUCCAGGCUAGUGGCUACCUCCUUACGGCUAUUGAUGGCCUGUUGUAUCCACAGCAGUUCCAUGGCCAAGUGGCUGUGGUGGUGCUGGAGCUCCUGGAGCGUCUGGCCGUGGGGCAGUCCUGGACCUACACCUUCUGUGAAGGAGGGAGAGAAAAGGGAGAAGGCUUUUAGGGGUAUAUACACUGGGCACUGGCCUACCGUUUGGCUCUGACCCUCCCCCCGCCUCCCGCCCCUACGUUGCCCUUAACCAGGCAUCAGGAAGGAGAGAGAUGCAGCUUAUCUAGCUCAAGCCUCUGACGUUUCAGAUGGGAAAGCGAAGGCCCAGAGAGCAUCGGGGGUUUGCCCUCAGUCUGGGCAGAGAGGUACCUGGGUUCUCCAUCCCUGACAUGUCUCUGGUCUCCUCUUGGCUGGGAUUCCUGGCUUGCCUGCUGUGCUCGUCCUCAGGCCGGGGACUGUUGUCACCUCUGAAGGGAAGACUUCCUGAGUCUGCUGAGCUCUCUCCUGAUUGCUUCAGCAUCAUCUCCCCCAAGACAGCUUCUCUCUCAAGUUCUUUACGUGAAAAGCAGUCCCGCUGUUGCUGUUCUGGAUUUGGUGCCCUCUCUUGGGGUUUACAGGUCCGAUGGGAUUUUGCUUUCUGAGGAAUCAGAAGUAAGAGAGAAUGCCCCCAGCUAACCCUUCCAAAUAUCUGGGUGCCACGAUUUGGCAAGUAAGGCAGUACAGACUAAGGAUUGGGAUGCGAGGAAUGGAGUCUACUAGUUCUUCCGUUGAGAAAAACUUGUCAGUAGGAAGGGUGGAUUGUACCGUUUCCUUGAAUCCCCUGCCCCGGUCCCUUCUCCACCCCCGACACCCCUCCCAACUUCUUCCACUGGCAUGUGUACUACCUUUGGGAGAAACUGGGGCCUGGGAAUCCAGCCCUUGGUCCACUGAAGCGUGCCCAGAUCACCCUCGAUUUCUCCUACAACCGCCUCAUACUCCUCUCGCAGUCUCUGGAUGUGGCGUCGGACCAAAAAGCCCCGGACGCAGGCCUGGUGUGGAGAAUAAGGGGAAAGAAAGCGCUUAUCACUUUCAGAGUGGGGGUAUCCUGGGGGAUUCUCUUGAGAGCUCAUCCCAGGGACUCUAAGAGGAGACCUGGCCGUGGGAAAAGGAUAGGUGACGCUGUGCGUCAGGACAGUCUCCAGAGGUUCAAGGGAGGAUGCUAGACUGGAUCCCCCUCUUCGAUUUGAGACCCUUCCCGCCACUUCCUGGAUCCCGCAGGAACGUGUGGUGGGAGUGGAAGGCCGGUGGGGGUCUGUGGGUCCCAGCAUUCGUCAGGGCGGUGGGGGUGGGUCGGUAGCUCCGGACUCGGGCACGAGGGUAGGUGACAGAACGUCGAAGCCUCAUCGCGUUCCAAGACCCCAGUCCGCGACCCCGCGGUGGGAAUCAUGCACUCCCAGCCCGCUCCGCACCUGCAGCACCGACACCGCCCGAACCAACCGCUCCCGCUCCAUCCUGGCGCCCACUGAGCGACCGCCUAACGGGCGCCUGCGCCGUGCGUCACUAGUCCGCGCCGCGCGCAGGCCCCGCCCCCGUCGUCUCCACGGCAACCGUGCUCCUCCGGCCGCGGCGGCGGCUGGCUUCCGGGCGACAGCCUCCAACUCCAACUCCAAUUCCCAGAACUUCGCUGGGAAUUCCAGCCCCCGAGCGGCUCCGCCCAAACCAGUGUAUCGCGCAAUGGUGUCUCUGCGGAGGCCGGGUACCCCAGUAGAGGCGCAAGGAGGAGAGGAAACACACGGAACCGGUGUCUUUCUUUCUGGUUUAAUUUCAUCCAGCGCCCCCCUCCCCCAUAGCACCUGGGGGGCCGCGGAAUACCCGAACGAGUUCGAAAAAGUCACAGUUUGAAGGGAUGAGAGAGGCAGGCUGGACCCGGGCCGCCACCUACACAGCUGACUGCUCCUCAGGCUCGGCAUUCUCGGCCAGGUGCAACUUCUGUCUGUGCCAGUCAAGGAUUGCGAUGCUUGGAGCCCAGUCUUUCCAGUCCUGUCUCCCCAUCCCGAACAGGCUUAGUUUCCUCAACUGCACAAAGGGUCAGGGACGAGGGACCUCAGGUUGCAGUCCACACCUGCCCUUCUUGGUAGGUGGCUUCCCCCCUUCUCUUUUGAUCUAGAUCGUGCACCUGCACUAUUUCUAGCUGAGACUAGACGCGAUGAUCGUCUAAAUCCGUAAAAAUAAUUGUUAAAUGUUGAAAAAGUAGAAAGACAUCAGACAAGUUUUGCCAUGGAUUGGUGUCAGUAAAGUCCUUGCAAAGAUA
Suricata suricatta (meerkat) is the source of this 4771-nucleotide messenger RNA. RefSeq names its product transmembrane protein 234 (gene TMEM234). The record is from RefSeq and is a predicted model, not a curated record. NCBI's taxonomy places the organism in Eukaryota, Metazoa, Chordata, Mammalia, Carnivora, Herpestidae. The transcript is spliced from 4 exons. Bases 186 to 605 code for a protein of 139 amino acids.